Messenger RNA from Sciurus carolinensis (gray squirrel), 3598 nucleotides. It is a transcript of the gene Bbs10, whose product is annotated as Bardet-Biedl syndrome 10. Bases 51 to 2216 code for a protein of 721 amino acids. The record is from RefSeq and is a predicted model, not a curated record. Gene Ontology annotation, molecular function: ATP binding. Gene Ontology annotation, biological process: chaperone-mediated protein complex assembly. NCBI's taxonomy places the organism in Eukaryota, Metazoa, Chordata, Mammalia, Rodentia, Sciuridae. The transcript has 2 exons.
UCGAGCAGUUGCUCCUGCUAGCCACGGGAAGCGUUUAGACCCUAAGUUCCAUGGCUGCGGCAGGAUCUGUGAAGGCGGCGUUGCAGGUGGUGGAGGUGCUGGAAACCAUUAUGAGCCGCUGCGUGGGGCCCGGUGGCCGGCAGGUUUUGUGUACGAAGCCCACCGGCGAGGUGCUGCUCAGCCGGGAUGGAGGCCGCCUCCUAGGGGCGCUGCACCUAGAGCAUCCCAUAGCCAGGAUUGUAGUGGCUUGUGUCUCCAGUCACCUCAAAAAAACAGGAGAUGGUGCUAAAACAUUCAUUAUCUUUCUUUGCCAUUUACUCCGAGGACUUCAUGCAAUCACAGAAAAAGAAAAGAAUUCUUUGAUUUCUGAAAAUAUUCAGACCCAUGAAAGGCACUGGAAAAAUUGUUGUCAGUGGAAAUUUAUUUCCCAAGCACUGCUAAUGUUUCAGACACAAAUAUUAGACUGUAUUAUGGACCAAUACUUAAGUAGACACUUUCUGUCCAUCUUUUCUUCAUCUGCUAAAGAGAGGACAUUGUGUAGGAGCUCUUUAGAAUUAUUGUUAGAAGCAUAUUUUUGUGGAAGAGUGGGAAGAAAUAAUCACAGAUUUAUUUCACAAUUGAUGUGUGACUACUUUUUCAAGUGUACGACUUGUACAAGUGAUACUGAAGUAUUUGAGUUAGUGGAUGACUGUUUUAUAGAGCUGAAUGUUGGAGUCACUGGCCUUCCUGUUUCAGAUUCUAGGAUCAUAGAUGGACUUGUGCUUCACAGAGAUUUUUCUGUUUACUGCCCAGCAGAUGGUGACAUAAGAAUGGUGAUAGUAACAGAAAUCAUUCAGCCUCUUUUUUCAACUUCUGGAUCAGAGUUUAUUUUAAGUUCAGAAGCACAAUUUCAGACAUCUCAGUUUUGGAUUAUGGAAAGGACAAAAGCACUAAUGAAACAUUUGGAUAGUCAGAAUGUAAAAUUGCUCCUAUCUAGUGUGAAGCAACCAGAUUUAGUUAUUUAUUAUGCAAGACUGAGUGGCAUAUCAGUGGUGGAGUGUUUAUCAUCAGAAGAAAUUUCUCUUAUCCAGAGGAUCAUUGGCAUCUCUCCAUUUGUAUUACCACAAGCCUCUUCAUGGUAUGCAAUUUCUAACUCUGCUUUGGUGAAAUUUUGUAAACCUUUUAUUCUUAGAUCCAAAAGGUAUGUUCAUCUUGGCUUGAUUAGCACAUGUACAUUUAUACCACACUGUAUAGUUCUUUGUGGACCAGUGCAGGGCCUGGUUGAACAACAUGAGAAUGCUUUACAUGGAGCAUUCAAAAUGCUUCGGCAGUUAUUUAAAGACUUUGAUCUAAAUUAUGUAAAACAAACCAGUGACCAAAAUGACACAUCGAAUCCUCUUAUUCAUAAAAAUAGUAGAGAAAGUAAUCAGUUACUGAAAAUUAGUAAUCACUCAAUACAAAGGUCACAUCAUGACAUAGUUGUAAAGAAUGGAGAUGAGUUGGAAAAAACUCAGGCAUAUUUAAAAGUACAUUCAAAUCUGGUAGUUUCAAAUAUAGAAUUAGAAACCUAUAUUCCAUGUUCAGCAACAAAACCGACACAAACAAAUACAUUCCAAAUAGAUGAUACACUAAAGUAUUUGUCUUCAGAAAAAAACAGGAUAAUUGAUGACUAUGAACUACUAACUGAUAAUAAUUUAACUGGUAAUUCUAAAACAGAAAACACAAGAGUAGAAAUUCCUUAUGAAUAUUUACAAGUCACAAAAAUUUCUAGAACAAAGAGCGAGUUACCAGUGAGAUAUAAGUCACUGGAUUUGGGUACUUCCCAGAGUUACCAUUCCUCAUCUAUGCCAGCAGGUAGUGUUUUGCCAGUGGGUGGUAAUUUUGAGAUCUUGUUACAUUACUAUCUUCUCAACUAUGCCAAAACAUGCCAGCAAUCAGAAGAGGCCGUGGUUAGUACGUUAAUUGCUAAUGCACUGUUAGGCAUUCCGAAAAUCCUUUUUAAGACUAAGAAAGUAAAUUAUAGCUUUCCACAAAUAUACUUGAGAACUCUCCAUGCACUUCAAACCAAUCAAUUCAUGGUAAGCAGCCAGGCAGGUUUAGAAUCAGUAAUUGGUAAAUACCAGUUGCUAACUUCAGUUCUUCAGUGUUUGACAAAAAUAUUAACCAUUGAUUUGAUAAUCAGCAUUAAGAGACAACCUCAGAAAAUUUAUGAUCAAGAUUCAGAAGAUGAACUUUAAUAUUAGAAAUUUUUUAUUAACCCAACUUUUAAUCCAGCUCGAGGCAUAAAGUAAUGCAGGCAUGUAACUGCUUAUUCUCAAUUCAAUUUCACUCUACUUAGGAAAACAGAAUAAUAGUGUAUUUUUUGAAGAAAUACACCAAAGUCAUCAGACCAUUCAGAUGCCAAUAUUAAACUACUUUAUGGAUCUAAACUAAGGCAGAAGCAGAGUUCCAGUUAAAUGUGUCUCUUUCCCUUUAAACUCUGUAUCUCAGCUCUUUGUUAUUCUUUUUAAAGCAGGGUGUUUCUUAGAGCUCCUUUCACAUCUAAUUUUUUUCAUUCUCUGUUCUUUCACCUUCCUAUAUUUAGUUCAUAGAAUCCAUCAAUUUCAAAUUUAGAAGGGGUCUUCAAAUGCCAUCUUACUUGUUUAUAAACAACUAAACAUGUAAAUUGUUAUGUUUAUAUGUAAAUGUUAUUUGCUUUAGUUAAAAUAAUUUUCCCUACUCAUAAUUUGUAAAGCAGUAAGUAAAAGUCACAGUUGUUCUUUUAAAAAGUAUAUAAAUCAAAUUAGAUUUUACUUUCAUGUGCCACUUGGUUAAUUUCUUUUUCAUUUGAAGAAACUUGGAUAGAUUUUUCACCAUUCAUGUGCCUAUGUUACCGGGAAUGGGAUUGUGUAUUGAAAAUGUGGUUUUAUAUUUGUAAUUUAAAGUUAGGCUAGGGAUGUAGCUCAGUGGUAAAGCCCUUACCUAGCAUGGGUGAGGCCCUGGGUUUAAUCCCCAGUACCACAAAAAAUAAUACCUGAAAAGAUGUGCAAUUCAUACUUGUGGUUUUCUUCUGCCUCCUAAGAACUUGGAAAUAUAUUUUAUGUACUGGCUGGUUUUUUUUUUUUUUUUUUAAUUUGCUGUAUACCUAGAGUUAAGUAGUAACAAAUAGUUCAACAGUUAUUCCUGAUGCGAAUUUACAAAUCUUUAUAUUCUAUUUUAAAAACUUAUGAAUGAAAACAGUACUAUGAACUAGUUGUGAAUUAGGUUAGUAUGCUUUUACUAGUUCUUUGUGACACCCAAGAGAUAGUGCUUUGUUUAUUCUGAGUAUUCAGAAGUGCAUGUGAAAUAAAAGCGUUAUCUUCAGUUUGUUUCCCUAAAUACAUGUUUCCAGUGUACUUAUUCAGAAAAUACUAAGUGCUUAUUGUGUGCCAAAUGCUGUGCUAACUACUGAAUGUACUGUGUCAUCAUGUAGUUUUCAUUAAAGCUUAAUAGAUAAUGUGGUAUUGUUUUGUUGGGAUUAAGUGUAGGAAAAAAUUAUAGUUGAGUAAGGGGUGACUAAUAAUACAUUUAAAAACCGUAGCAUCCCAUCAUAUAGUAUUUAUGAUUUUUCAUAUUAAAUAUAGUGUGUUUUUCAAAUGUU